Aspergillus thermomutatus is the source of this 288-nucleotide messenger RNA. RefSeq lists its product as uncharacterized. NCBI's taxonomy places the organism in Eukaryota, Fungi, Ascomycota, Eurotiomycetes, Eurotiales, Aspergillaceae. The transcript is spliced from 5 exons. Bases 1 to 288 code for a protein of 95 amino acids. The record is from RefSeq and is a predicted model, not a curated record.
AUGGCCUCCCUUGCCACGAAUAAAUGGUAUAUCAGGUAUUUGAGUGAGGUGGCUGACGGUCGCCUCGAGCUGCCCCCCUACGAAGAGAGGGAGGAUGGCUCGAUCAAGAUCUACUACGGGGAGCUCUUUUGUCGGGUGCCGGACUGCUCGAAGUCGCGAAAAAAAUACACCGCAACCAAUAACCUUCGCACUCACCUUGAAACUCAUGGCGAUAUUGAAUUGCAGGAGGGAAAUAGUGGUGGCCGGGUGCCCCAGAAGACAGUCGAUGAGGCUACAACAACUGCUUAG